GAAAACUAGAGCCUCUAAUUGGCAGGGUUGCACUUCAAUCAUGGCCUACCGUACUGUGUCUGCCCAUGGCAUGAACAACUCGCGAAGGCCAGGCUUUUCUUGGCAGAAGGAGGACCUGUUGAAGCAUGCUGCUGCAGCCAGAGCACUCGUGUCUCACAUUCCCUAUGGAUCAGACUUCGGGUUGGAUGCAUCGUUAGAGCAGCCCGUGACCUUGGAAGAAUUCCUGCGAAGCUGCAAGCGGCGGCGCAUCGAUGAAGGAGCUCAGUGCUCAAGUGGAAAAGGAGCUGUGCGCGGUUCCAUUGCUUCUUACUUCUUUGUAGCGGUGGAUGACGAAGCCCAGCCCGAGAUUGCUCGCGUGUUUGCAGAAGUUCUUGGCUUGGUGGUGGGCGGUCCUUUAACCUUUCCAUGUUUUCACUCAAGCUGCCCCUUCCGCACAACCACACUUCAAUUUGCCGUCGGAGAUGCUGGCAGUGGAUCCCCGAUGCAUUUUCACCAGGAUGCGGUCAACCUGCUUCUGCUGGGCAAGAAGCGAUGGUGGCUCAGGCCACCAAGCAUGUCUGCCAUGUCUCGCUUGCACCCACUGGAUGCGGUGAACUGUAGUGUGGAGGAGGUAGAGCAAUGCUAUAGCGGAGCUUGUGUGCUGGAACAGGAGGCUGGGGAUGUGGUCUACAUCCCCGACAUGUGGGGGCAUGCAGUACUGAACUUGGAGAACCACACCGUGUGCGCAGCCACCGAAUUUGCUUAAGCUCCAGCUGAAUCAACCCGGUGGGACAGCAGUAGAAAUGUGAGUCAGAGAUGGGGUGUGAC
Messenger RNA from Durusdinium trenchii, 807 nucleotides. The record is from the annotation of a GenBank genome assembly. Lineage: Eukaryota; Dinophyceae; Suessiales; Symbiodiniaceae.